AAUUGUCCUCUCUCCGGGAAGUUACCGGAACCGCGCAGGGUGGCCCGGCUUCUGCUGGGCUUGGGUCCUUGCGGAAAGCUCUAUUGUCAAAGAUGUAGAGACGCCGGGCUUUGUGGCGCAGGCUUGUCCUCCUGGCUCUUCAGAAGCCGCGCAGCCUGCAGCGAGUUCCCAGCCCGGCCACUUGACAGAGACCCUGUCUCAAGCAGUGCGUUUAAAAAAGCGCGCUGGCGAGGUGACUCAGCGGAUGAAGGCGCUUGCCGCCACCUGAGCUCGACCCCCGGAUCCCACACGGUGUGAGGUGAAACGACUCCUGCAAGUUGUCCUGAACUGCACACGCGAGCUCCGUGGCACGCUCGCUGCCCCGGAAAUAAAGUGAAUUUUUAAAAAGACUAGUUUCCAGGGGAGAAGAAAAGAGACCGCAGAGUGCAAAGCCCUACGUGGGACAGCUAGGGGCUGGGGAGGUGACUACCCACGUGGCAGCUCACAGCCACGUGUGACUCCAGCUCCAGGGGAUCCGAACCCCUCAUACAGACGUGCAUAAUAAUAAAAUGAGUGGGCCGGCUAUCAUCGAGUCAGAAACCGUUGGGAGAGGGGCAGCGAAAAGAUCUUAGAUCCGGAGGUAGUGGAGAUCUACAUCGAAACAGUACUUGGCAGACACAGUGCUGUCACACACAGGAUGUGACCUGUGAUGCCAUGCACGAGGUCAUGUCAGCAGCCAAAAUCCCAGCGCGCAUCGGGGAGGCUCAUAAAGGCUCCCAACCCCUGGCUGACCCUGCAAGCUGGUGGCUGCUGGGGCAGAGGCAGUUUUUGCUUGUUGUUUUUUAAAGGAAUUCCUCUCCAGAUGACGCAACAUUUGUUUGUGGGUGCAUGUGUUCUACAACAUGCAUGUGGACAGAGAACUUGGGAGAGUCAGUUUUCUUCUGAAGUGUGGUUCUCUGAGGGAUCAGACUCAGUCAGGCUUGAUGAGCCGUCUUGUCUGUCAGCCCUAGUGCUGCUUUCUUAACCCAUAAACCUAAGUAAGUUAGAGGGAUCUUUGGGGUCCUGUGUGUUUGUGUGUUUGUUUGUUUGUUUGUUUGUUUGAGACAGAGUCUUUCUACAUAACUCUGGCUACUGAACCAGCCUGGUUUCAGACUCACAGAGAUCUGCUUGCCUCUGCCCCAUGUGCUGGGAUUAAAGGCUUGUACCACCACAGAAACAGUGCAUUAUUAAUAAUAAGUACUCAAUAAACAUUUACUGGAUGAACAAACGGGCAGUGUUAUCUUUUCCCCGAUUUACUCUAAGCACCCUCUGAUGCACAAAGCCACUUUUAUACCCUGAUGCUUCCCUGAGCUGGGAGCUCUUACACAUCUCAGGAUACCUCGAGUCCACACCUCUGUGCCCAGCUGCACCCUUGCUUUCAAAAGGGAUGACGUCCUCCGGUAGAGCCCUUGCAGUAGGCAGAGUCUGUAGGGCAGGGCCUGCGCCUUUAAUCCGGGCCCCACCUGCUCUGGUCAGACAGGUUUGGAGACACAGGCAAGGGAGGCAGCCUGGGAAAUACUUGCAGAGCCAGCCAGGAGCUGAGCAGUUCCUUUCCGGGAGAUCCUCCGCCUCUCUGCAGAUGUAAAGUAAGAGGGUAUCACGGGUCCAAAGGGCAGGGGUAGGAGGGGCCCUAGAGGUGAAUGAAGAGAUCCCUGUCCAGAAGCAGUGAGCUGGAGGGUGGCAGGAGAGGAAGACUUGGGACCAGCCACACUAGAGCCUGACUCUGAGUGGAGCCCAGCCCGGCUGAAUCGGGUGAGACUGGCAAGGGGAGAGGUUGGGAAAUGACUGUGCUCUUGGAAUAGGGACUAAGGAACUGAGGAUCUGGCAACUGGCGUCGUUGCCAGGAGUUCCAGGAGGAUCUACAGGGCAAAGGGCAGGUGGAAGGAAGGACGGAGGGCCAGUUUCUCUUUCUAUAGGAUGAUCCUUGGUUGUAAAGAAACUCAGCCCAGUCCUAGACACCUCAGCCUCCCGUUCCAAAGGUAGGGUGGCCACGAACCCAGGAGUUUUGGUGGAGAGGGUAGAAAGCAGGUGUGGGUAGAGACAGGCCACAGCUGCCUCUGCUUGUGUCCCCUGACCCACCCUUGUCCUGCCGGACGGCAUUUAUUUUGAAAGCGAUCCGAUCCACCAUUUCACUCCUCUUCUGCCCGCCUCUCUGUUUCAACACCUUCUCCCCACAGUCCCAUGAGGCCGGCUGCUCUGGGAAGUUCUAGGUCUGAGAAACUGUCUGGGGCCAGAAGACGAGGUGUUCAAACUUCUCCCACUCCCUAUGGGAUGACACUGCCUUGUGGUAGACCUCAGCUCUGAAGCCUCACAAUGACAGAACCGGAGACACUGGCCCUGCUGGACCUGAAGGAAACCGAGACUCCAGACAAGAGCCCACUGCAGGCGUUAGGACAGCAGCCAGAGGAAGAAGGUGGGACUGAGUCCCCUGGAGCUGAGUCCCUCAGAGUGGCGUCUUCAGUAGGGUCUCCCAUGGUGAGAGAGGGGCCUGAGGAUGUUCCAGACAGCACAAUAAGUGAGGCUGCCACUUUACCCUGGGGAACUGACCCCCAUCUCAGCGCCGCACUUCCGGAUCCCCCGGGCUGGCGAGAUAUCGAACCAGAGCCCCUAGAGGCUGAGGCACCUGCUAAGUCGGAGGAACCCCUCAAAGAGGAUGCCAGCCUGCUCCCCGAGAAGACAGUUAGGGCCUUCGUGCCCAUUGACCUACAGUGCAUCGAGCGGAAGCCGCAGGAGGAGCGCAUCGUACAUCAUCGGGAGGCUGCACCAGGCGAGCUCAGGAAUUUCCUGCCGCCCCGACUCUGCCACCCGGAGCCCCCGGAGCGCAAGUGGGCCGAGGCCGUCGUGAGACCCCCUGGCCGGUCCUGCGGGGGUUGUGGAAGCUGCGGAGGCCGUGAGGCCCUGAGAGCUGUGGCCUCGGUGGUGGCUGCCCUCAUCUUCUUCCCCUGCCUGCUGUACGGAGCGUACGCCUUCCUGCCUUUCGACGCUCCGAGGCUGCCCACCAUGAGCUCCCGCUUGGUCUACACCCUCCGCUGUGGGGUCUUUGCCACCUUCCCCAUCGUGCUCGGGCUCCUUGUGUACGGGCUGAGCCUAUUGUGCUUUUCGGCCCUGCGGCCCUUCGGCGAGCCGAGGCGGGAAGUGGAGAUCCACCGGCAGUACGUGGCCCAGUCCGUCCAGCUCUUCAUUCUCUACUUCUUCAACCUGGCUGUGCUGUCCACCUAUCUGCCCCAGGACACACUCAAGCUGCUUCCCCUGCUCACCGGUCUGUUUGCCAUAUCUCGGCUGAUUUACUGGUUGACCUUUGCUGUGGGCCGCUCCUUCCGAGGCUUUGGCUACGGCCUGACUUUCCUGCCACUCUUGGCCAUGCUGAUGUGGAACCUCUAUUACAUGUUCGUGGUGGAGCCAGAGCGCAUGCUCACUGCCUCCGAGAGCCGCUUGGACUACCCUGACCAUGUCCGGUCUGUUUCCGACUACAGGCCCCGCUCGUGGGGCUGAGCUAGCUGCGCAGCAGUCACAUGCCUGGCUUUUGCCGGGGCAAUGGACCUUUGAUGCGAGGAACCUUGCUACUUCCCCAUUGGGGUCCCGUACCCCUGUUUCUCCUAGAUGCUGCUCUACCCCAGAGCCCGUGGGCCGGAGGGAGAGACUGGAGAAGCACACUUCCUUCUUGGGCAGCUUCCCACCGUAGCCCAGGAGCGACAGCUGCAUGGUUCUCUCCCUCCCUAGCUUCCGGUGGGUGAGUCAGGGGCGCAGAGCCACAGCCCAACCCGAACCGCCUGUGCCAGCGGUCUAGGUGAGAGUCUAGGAGAAGGAAAACCUGCCAACGCCCAGGGGGGGAAGCUGAUGUCUUACCAGGAGUUGGGGAAAACCUUUCUGGGGGCCUGGGUUCAGGACCCGCUACCACUGGCCUCAGGACUCUUUGGCCUCAGCCAGGACUGUUCUAUAUAGCUGUUGUCUUCCCGCUCCCUUUACAUGGGUCCCUGUAACCUUCUAUUUUUCAAACUUCCGAGAAGUCCCCCUGUCAGGGGGAAGGGCAUAGAGAUAAAACCUACAACAGAACCAACCGUGUAUGAACUCCAUGGGGGUGAGGAAGGCAGAGGGCUGCCAGCCCAGCGUAUUUCAGAGAACAUGUAAUAAAUCACUGCCAGACUCCUG
Messenger RNA from Apodemus sylvaticus (European woodmouse), 4167 nucleotides. RefSeq names its product transmembrane protein 79 (gene Tmem79). The transcript has 3 exons. Gene Ontology annotation, biological process: regulated exocytosis. Bases 2332 to 3510 code for a protein of 392 amino acids. Gene Ontology annotation, cellular component: lysosomal membrane; trans-Golgi network membrane. NCBI's taxonomy places the organism in Eukaryota, Metazoa, Chordata, Mammalia, Rodentia, Muridae. The record is from RefSeq and is a predicted model, not a curated record.